UGUUGAUUGGCCUGGAUGUAUGCGCCGUGCUGGUUGGCUGUCUGUCUGUCAGUCUGCAUGUCUGUCUGUCCAUUGCACUCACGUGUGGGGUGGUCGGUGGUGCUGGUGUCGCUCGACAUUCCCUUCUACAAGGACGUCCAGUUCCUCGUCCGCAAACACUGCACCGGGUCGCCGCUCACCCUCAUCUCGGUGUACGCUCAUUGACUGACACCGCCACAGACGCACCGGAUGGUACACAUAUGGAUGUGGUUUUUGUGUGUGUGUUUGUGUGUGUGUGUGCAGGUCUAAUCUGCUGCAUCUGUUGUCCCAUCCCUUGUGGCUGUUUGUCCGGAUCGCAUACAAAUCCAUCUUCUGGACAGCCAUCCUGGUCGGUGGGGAUGAGCCAUUCAUCCAUCCACACAGACAGACACACGCACAGACGGACUGCUGGCAGGCCUGUGUUGACGCGUGUGUGUGUGUGCAGUUCUUUGUGCUAUACAUGUAUCUUUUGUACCAGAACUUCACCAAAGGAGGUACGCAUACACCAAAGGGAGGGCCACAACUGCACGUAUUAUAUCUGCCCGCUUGUGUCAGGCGGCCCGCCGUAUUUGCCGUCGGUCGGCCAAGUCAGGAUGUUCUUUGUGCAGAUUGUACGCACACACACACAUGUACAUAAACACGUCCACACACAUGGGUGUGUGUGCCUCCAUCCAUUUAUCCAUCGACAGGCUGAUUGGGUGUACAAUGCCAACAACAGAUAUCGGCCUGUAGGAGAGGGCAACACGGGUACCCUCUCACCCAGCAAACACCCGUGCAACCGCACGGAUGCAUGUGUGUGUGUAUGGUGAUUGUGUCAGGCCUUCCGUCCCUCUCGCGACACACGCACAAGAGAAACGGUACGCACACACGUACAUUCAACAUUGGAUGUGUGGAUGUCUGCUGUCCUCAUUGCUGCAGACAGGGGCGCCUCAAUGAGCAACUUCAGCUUCCCAGACCCUGGUCGGCCGACCGGCGCCCACCAUGCCAAUGCCACGACGCGUGUCUGUUAUGAUGGCUUUGUGUCCAUCUGUCGUGCAGACGAGGACGAGAUGACGGGCACAUCCUACCAGGUCGUCACCUCAUCACACGUACGUGGGCAGACACGACAAGCAACAUUCCGUUGCCGUGCAGACUUCCAUGUGUCUCGGUCGCUUGUGUGUGUGUAUAUCAGGCUCCUCAGCCAGAGCCGAGACGCGUAGAGGGGCUCAUCUAUGGGUCGGUGUGACGAAAGUGUAGAUGGAUGGAUGUACAGCCAGCAGCUGCCUCACGUGUACCUCCCGGUGUUCCACACACAGGGAGGCGUUUCUGCGUAUGUGUGUACCUGUGCUAGUACCUGUGUUUAUGGUCGUCUCUGAUUGACAUACUUGUGCCGUCCGUCCGUGUCUGUCUGCACUGACGAGACCACACACACUGCCUGUGAAUACAUCAUUGCCGUUGAUUGAAUCCCUUGAGAGAGC
Messenger RNA from Vitrella brassicaformis, 1475 nucleotides. The record is from the annotation of a GenBank genome assembly. NCBI's taxonomy places the organism in Eukaryota, Vitrellaceae.